Molecule: messenger RNA, 1467 nt
Organism: Eptesicus fuscus (big brown bat)
Lineage: Eukaryota; Metazoa; Chordata; Mammalia; Chiroptera; Vespertilionidae
Gene: GPR37L1
Product: G protein-coupled receptor 37 like 1
Exons: 2
Coding region: 16-1467 (483 amino acids)
Biological process (GO): adenylate cyclase-inhibiting G protein-coupled receptor signaling pathway; positive regulation of MAPK cascade
Cellular component (GO): signaling receptor complex; plasma membrane
Molecular function (GO): G protein-coupled peptide receptor activity
Source: RefSeq, a predicted model, not a curated record
UUGCCGUCGGCGGCCAUGCGCUGGCUGUGGCCGCUGGCCGUCUCCCUCGCGGCGGUGUCGGCUGCGGGGCUGAGCGGCGUCCCUGGGGACGCCCCCCUGCACCCCGGGAGGCUCCCGGCCGGGGCCCUGGACCCCAGGAGCCGGCCCCGGAGAGGCACGGAGGACGAGGAGGCCCGGGGCGUGCAGAAGUACGUGCCCGAGGCCUGGGCCGAGUUCCCCCGGCCCCUCCGCCCCCCCGCUGGCCCGCAGCCCACCGAGCCCUGGGCGGCCACCAGCCCCCGCCCGGACGACACCGGGGACGCCCCAGGCAGCGGGCCAGCGCCGGGGGGCCCUCCGACGGGGGUGCCCGGGCAGCGGCUGCAGAUGCAGAACCCCCUGUACCCGGUGACCCAGCGCUCCUACGGCGCCUACGCCGUCCUGCUGCUGGCCCUGGUGGUGUUCGCCGUGGGCAUCGUGGGCAACCUGGCGGUGAUGUGCGUGGUGGGGCACAGCUACCAGCUGAAGAGCGCCUGGAAUGCCAUCCUGGCCAGCCUCGCCCUCUGGGACUUCCUGGUCCUCUUCUUCUGCCUGCCCAUCGUCAUCUUCAACGAGCUCGCCAAGCAGCGGCUGCUGGGGGACGCGUCCUGCCGGGCCGUGCCCUUCUUGGAGGUCUCCUCUCUGGGGGUCACGACCUUCAGCCUCUGCGCCCUGGGCAUCGACCGCUUCCACGUGGCCACCAGCACGCUGCCCAAGGCGCGCCCCGCCGAGCGGUGCCGGUCCAUCCUGGCCAAGCUGGCCGUCAUCUGGGUCGGCUCCAUGACGCUGGCCGUGCCCGAGCUCCUGCUGUGGCAGCUGGCGCGGGAGCCCGCCCCGGGGGGCGCCGAGGACGCCUGCGUGAUGCGCCCCUCGGCCGGCCUGCCCGAGUCCCUCUACUCGCUCGUCAUGACCUACCAGCACGCCCGCAUGUGGUGGUGCUUCGGCUGCUACUUCUGCCUGCCCGUCCUCUUCACCGUCACCUGCCAGCUGGUGACCUGGCGCGUGCGGGGCCCCCCCGGGGGGCGGAGGCCCGCGGCGUGCCCGGCGGCGGCCAAGCACGGGCAGGGCGAGAGCCAGCCCAACGCCACGGUGGUGGGGCUGGCCGCGGUGUACGCCCUGUGCACGCUGCCCGAGAACGCCUGCAACCUCGUGCGGGCCUACCUGGCCGCCGAGCUGAGCCCCCAGACCCUGGGCCUGCUGGGCCUGGUCACCCAGUUCUCCGCCUUCUUCAAGGGCGCGCUGACCCCCGUGCUGCUGCUGUGCGUGUCGCGGCCGCUGGGCCGGGCCUUCCUGGACUGCUGCUGCUGCUGCUGCGAGGCGUGCGGGGGCCCCGCGGACGCCCGGGCCGCCCCCGGCGCCGACGGCAAGCUCAAGACGGAGAUGUCCUCCUCCAUCUACUUCCACAAGCCCAGGGAGUCGCCCGCGCGCCUGCCCCUGGGCACGCCCUGCUGA